AUGUAUGAUUUCCCAAGAAACCUCGAACAAUAUAGUCAUAAGGUACGUCCUGGUAGAACCGAUAAAGUACAAGAACCAAAAGUAUUCAGUUUUCUUAUAACAAGUGAUGGUUAUUUAAUUUCAGCUUUUUUCGAUUUCUUAAAAGAUCAAUAUCAAACACCAUAUUACCAGCGGGGCAGUAGCAGGGGUAGCAGCAGUUGCAGGGGCAGUACUACCAGCAGGGGUAGCAGCAGUUGCAGGGGCAGUACUACCAGCAGGGGUAGCAGCAGUUGCAGGGGCAGUACUACCAACAGGGGUAGCAGCAGUACCAGCAGGGGUAGCAGCAAUACCAGCAGUAGCAGUAGCAGUACCAGCAGGGGUAGCAGCAAUACCAGCAGGGGUAGCAGGGGUAACAGUAACAGUAGCAGUCCCAGCAGGGGAAGCAACAGUACCAGCAGGGGCAGCAGGGGUAGCAGGGGUAGCAGAAGUAGCAGUAGCAGUAGCAGUACUAGCAGGGGUAGCAGCAAUACCAGCAGGGGUAGCAGCAGUUGCAGGGGCAGUACUACCAGCAGGGGCAGGUGA
Molecule: messenger RNA, 561 nt
Organism: Dictyostelium purpureum
Lineage: Eukaryota; Evosea; Eumycetozoa; Dictyosteliales; Dictyosteliaceae
Exons: 2
Coding region: 1-561 (186 amino acids)
Source: RefSeq, a predicted model, not a curated record